AGAAUGGCUACUCUGAUCUUUGUUGAUAAGGAGAAUGGAGAACCAGGCACGCGUGUGGCCCCUAAGGAUGGUCUGAAUCUGGGAUCUGGGUCUUCCGUCAAAGCCUUAGAUGGGAGAUCUCAGGUUUUAACAUCACAUGUUGGUAAAAUAUUUGAUGCUCCAUCUGCCCUACCUAAACCUGCCAGAAAGGCUUUGGGAACUGUCAACAGAGCUACAGAAAACUCAGUAAAGACUAAUGGACCCCUUAAAGCAAAGUUGCCAACUUUCUCUGCCAAGAAGGUAACUGAGAAGACUGGUAAAGCAAAAAGCUCUGUUCCCGUGGUGGAUGACACCUAUCCAGAAAUAGAAAAAUUCUUUCCCUUCAAUCCUCUAGAUUUUGAGAGCUUUGACCUACCUGAAGAGCACCAGAUUGCACACCUCCCCUUGAAUGGAGUGCCUCUCAUGAUCCUCGAUGAGGAGAGGGAACUUGGAAAGCUCUUAGACAUGGGUCCCCCCUCACCUGUGAAGAUGCCCUUGCUGACAUGGGAGUCUGGUCUCUUGGAGUCUCCUUCAAGUAUUCUGUCAGCCUUGGAUGUUGAACUGCCACCUGCUUGCUAUGACUUCGAUAUUUAAGCUUCUUAGUGCUUUAUAGUUUGUCUGUAUUU
Chrysochloris asiatica (Cape golden mole) is the source of this 644-nucleotide messenger RNA. It is a transcript of the gene PTTG1, whose product is annotated as pituitary tumor-transforming 1. Lineage: Eukaryota; Metazoa; Chordata; Mammalia; Afrosoricida; Chrysochloridae. The transcript has 5 exons. Gene Ontology annotation, biological process: chromosome organization. Gene Ontology annotation, cellular component: nucleus; cytoplasm. The record is from RefSeq and is a predicted model, not a curated record. Bases 4 to 612 code for a protein of 202 amino acids.